AUGCCAACCGAUCAACUGGAGGUUGGCAUCGUCGGAGCAGGCAUAGCAGGUCUGUCAGCCGCUAUCGCGCUUUCCAGAGCAGGACAUUCGAUCGAGCUAUAUGAAAAAUCCAAGUUCCGGAAUGAAACCGGUGCCGCCAUUAUCAUAGGACCGAAUGGAACGCGAAUCCUGUCGAAAUGGGGCUGUGAUUUUGACCAGGCCGGAGCUCUGGACUACAGCCAAAUGCGCCGGAUCCGGGCAGACACCACCGAAGUUGACUCGGUAGAAUUCUUCACCGACAUCAAAGAAAAGUACGGUGACAGAUGGCUGCUUUUCCACCGAGCAGAUCUCCAUGCAGGGCUGAAACAACUGGUGGAGGCACGACAACCUCAGCCCCAGAUACACCUCGGCACCGAAGUGGUGGAUGUGGAUGUCGACAACGGAGUCCUCCGGCUUGCCAACGGCAAUGAGGUGAAUAAAGACCUAGUCAUCAUUGCCGAUGGCGCACAUAGCGAACUUAUUGCCAAAGUCAUCGGCCGUCCGUAUCCUGUCACCAAAUCUCCCAUGUCAAUGUACCGCUUCUUGCAACCAUUCAAACGAGUGCUCGCCCACCCUGAAGCUGGUGAAUUCUACAAGGGCCAGCUGCCGGGAUUCACCACCUUCUACAAGACAGAGGUGGGCCGACCUGGUCUUCUUAUCAAUACUUACCCCUGUCGCGGUGGAGAGCUUUUGUAUGUGGCGCUUGUGCAUCCUACGAAGCCCAAGGAAAAAGGCAUUGAAGGCUGGGAUUCACCAGCAGACUACCAGGACGUGAUCUCAGAUGCCAAAGGAUUUCAUCCGGCGGUUCAAGCGAUCUGUGACGAUGCCACCGAAGUCAAGGUCUAUACCCAAAUGUGGAGAGAUCCCAUUGAGAAGUAUUCAAAAGGCCAAGCCAUCUUAGUAGGCGAUGCGGGCCAUCUCAUGUUACCCACUCACGGCCAAGGUGCGUCAAUGGCUUUAGAAGACGCCAUGGCAUUGGAAGUGCUCUUUCAGGAUGUCAAAUCUCCCUCAGACGUGCGGUCCCGAGCGCAAAUUUUCGACAAGCUUCGCAUUCCUCGAGUCAGCGCCGUGCAGACAAUGUCGAACAAGAUGGUGGGUCCGCCCGACAAGAUGAUGGCGGAGGUGAAGAAGUAUUAUGAUGGGCAAAUCCCCAGCCCCAAGGCCAAGACAUUCUCUCAGGAGUACAAUGACUUCUUCUUUUUGUAUGACAUUGCAGAAGAAGCAAAGAAAUUGAUCAGUGCUUGA
Messenger RNA from Rhinocladiella mackenziei CBS 650.93, 1263 nucleotides. RefSeq lists its product as uncharacterized. The record is from RefSeq and is a predicted model, not a curated record. Bases 1 to 1263 code for a protein of 420 amino acids. The transcript has a single exon. NCBI's taxonomy places the organism in Eukaryota, Fungi, Ascomycota, Eurotiomycetes, Chaetothyriales, Herpotrichiellaceae. Gene Ontology annotation, molecular function: FAD binding; monooxygenase activity.